This is a messenger RNA of Exaiptasia diaphana, 2170 nucleotides long. Its product is annotated as tyramine receptor Ser-2-like. Lineage: Eukaryota; Metazoa; Cnidaria; Anthozoa; Actiniaria; Aiptasiidae. The transcript is spliced from 2 exons. Gene Ontology annotation, molecular function: G protein-coupled receptor activity. The record is from RefSeq and is a predicted model, not a curated record. Gene Ontology annotation, cellular component: membrane. Gene Ontology annotation, biological process: G protein-coupled receptor signaling pathway. Bases 1 to 1782 code for a protein of 593 amino acids.
AUGGACAGUGGUACCAACAACUUCACUUCCAAUCCCAUGGUUUCCAUGGAAGCAAUGUACAAUGACGUCGAGCACGUGUUCAUGGCAGGGACAUUAUCACUCAUCAUGGCAGCGUCCCUCGUUGGAAAUGGCAUGGUCUGCUUCACAGUCUACAAAAAGCGAAGACUGCGCACGCGCAAUAACUCCUUCAUCAUCAACCUGGCCUUGGCAGAUUUAGGCGUGGUUGUAUUUUGCAUGCCCUUUUCUUUGAUCACGUGUCUUAAACACUACUGGUCACUAGGUGACGUCAUGUGCCAACUGAAUGGAAUUCUGAACAUUGUAUUUACCCAGACAUCUUUGCUAUCCCUGACAGCRAUCGCUAUCGACAAGUAUUGCGCAAUCGUAUGGCCUUUAAAGAAAGUUAUGACGGUUCGGCGUGCUUUAUAUUUGAUUAUGUGGACGUGGUUGCAGCCUGUUUUUAUUGCGGUUAUACCAUUUACUGGRCUGUACAGAUACAGGUUUAAACCAGGUACAACCCAGUGUGGACCAGAAUUCCCCCGUAACCUGAUACACAGCAUCUUUGGGGUGUUUGUGUGUGUCAUUGGGUACUUCAUCCCGCUAGUAAUUCUGGGAUACGUCUACUCUAAAAUYUUCCAUUCAGCSAAACAAAGUGARCGUCGUAUUAGUAGAGUUUCUAUUACCAGCGCYACAAGUUCAAACUCUUUAUCAACACAUAAGAAAGUGGCAAUAACUGUCAUGAUUCUUGUGCUUCUCUUCUUGUGUUGCUGGACGCCUUACUUUGCAUAUGUUAUCAUCAUCAUCGCGGAYCCRUYACUWGYYASAAACAMGCAUGUAUUGGCUCUCGGAAAAGCGAGCUAUUGGAUGGUGUUCUUGUGCUCUGCUCUUAAUCCUUACAUUUACGGCGCCAGGAAUCCACAAUUUAGGAAUGAAUUCAAGCUWAUAUURUGUUGUGUCUGUCCGUGUUUGGCUCGUAGAUUACGGGUCAAAGGUUGUGGUAUUGCAUCCAGCAGUAAAGGCUCAUGGGGUCGAAUGGGGGGCUCAAAAGAAUCAAAUAUARUUCAUAGAUAUGGGUUUGCUUAUUCGCCRUAUGAUCGUGGAGGAUCAUCCGAAGGACCGGUGAGCCUGAAUGAGUUCAACAUUGAACAACGUUAUGAUUUUGCCUAUUCRAGGAAAAACCAACAUUUCAUGGGACUCAAGMGAAAUCGUGCCCCAGGGGGGUGGAGACAUAAGAAAUUGAGUGACAGUAGCGUGUCUGAAAGCAACCAAGACGAUUCCACCACGGAAUGCAUGAGAAUUCAGACUUCGCUUGGCSUUCGACCAAAASCYUCUCUUCAGCUACGCUUUGAGUCUGAUCAAAUGCCAACAUCGMAAAUGUGYGACGACGAACUAAAUGGACAGCGGAUUCAUAGCUAUAGCAACCAUGUUAAUGUGGACAGUGACAUGCGCAGCCAAAGGAGCCAUAGCAACCACAGUAAUAACAGUAGCACGUGUAGYGAAAGGCGGUCAAGUAACUAUAGCAACAAUAGUAAUCACGAUCAAAGUUGCCAUAACAACUGUAACUAUAGAAACCACACUGACUSUUSCUGCAAAUUAACCGACGAGCAAACUCGUUGCUAUGUUAACAAAGGUACUGAUAAUAACAACAGCGAUAAAAACUGUUGYCAUAGYAACUGUCAAUCAGGGUCUAUUUUUAGAACGUUUAUGAAGGAAGUCAAUAGGUCGGACAGCACWAGAAGUAGGAGUUCCAAGUACAAGUGUAGAUGGAUAGAGAGCUCGGUGUAGUAUUUGUUAGCAUGCGUAGAUUGUUUGAAACCACAGACCACUGCCAACGCAGGCUAACCUCUCAGCAGAGUAGUGAUAUCUGAGAAGUAUACUUUUGUAAUCGGAGGUCUUUCGGAUAAUUCGGAACUAGUCCCUUUUGAACAAGUUAUGGCUUUUUGUAUGAGUAUCCUUUAGCCGCGAUCCCCUCGUCAGUUGUCCGAGAGAACAAUUUCUUAUCCGAUAAUACUUAUGAAGAUCUUAUUAGAACCAAAAAAAUCUUGUUCUUACAACACAAGAAAAUGUUAUUAGUUGUGGCGAAUGGAGAUGUUUCAAUGAUCUUCCGAGAACAACAAUUUUCAUUUAAAUAAAGUGGCACAAAGUUUCUGAUGUAUCAAGUAAAUAAAAAGUG